Molecule: messenger RNA, 375 nt
Organism: Penicillium verrucosum
Lineage: Eukaryota; Fungi; Ascomycota; Eurotiomycetes; Eurotiales; Aspergillaceae
Exons: 1
Coding region: 1-375 (124 amino acids)
Source: RefSeq, a predicted model, not a curated record
AUGGACCCGUAUACGUUUGAACUUGUCCCCCAGCAGGAAGAGAACACUCCCGGUUCCAUUUCUCCCCAACCAGCGCUUGUUCGUCCUGGUGAUGUCCCCACGUGGGAUUCUUCUCUGUGGGUGUGUUACCAGCCGCAUUAUGUGAAUAGAAACAAUGCACAGUAUCUUGUUGUCAACAACGGCAACAACGACGCUCAGGCGGUACCCACGGCAUCUUUCGGACCUGCGAACUAUACCACGAACACCACCCCUCUUGUGGCUCCCUUCACACAGGAACCAAAUUGGCAGGAGCCUCUUGAGCCCGGAGUCAUAGACAAUGGCGUCAACAGCGACGAAAACUCGGAUGUCCAUCAUCAGCUACGUGAACAAGAGUGA